Pipistrellus nathusii (Nathusius's pipistrelle) is the source of this 894-nucleotide messenger RNA. The record is from the annotation of a GenBank genome assembly. NCBI's taxonomy places the organism in Eukaryota, Metazoa, Chordata, Mammalia, Chiroptera, Vespertilionidae.
AUGGAGGGAGCCUUCCAGGUGUGCGGGAACUGCAAAAGACGGGUGGCCUCUGCCCACCUGGCCCUCCACGAGGCGCACUGCCUGGUGUUCCUGGCCCAGUGCCCCGAGUGCCAGGAGCCCGUCCCCCAGGCGAAGAUGGAUGAGCACCGCCAGAGCGGGCACCAGCAGGUCGGGUGUGCCAUGUGCCAGCAGAUCAUGGGGAAGCAAGAGCUGGCGUUUCACGAGACCAGGGAGUGCCAGGAGCGCCCCGUCGUGUGCGAGUUCUGCAGGGCAGCCGUGCGCCUCAGCAAGCUGGACAUCCAUGAGCACCACUGCGGCCGCCGCUCAGAGCUGUGCCCGGACUGCGACCAGCCCAUCGUGCUCCGCGAGCUGGCCCAGCACAGGAAGGCCUGCGGGAGCAAGCAGGCCCAGCGCCAGACAGGGAAGAAGAUUUCAGCUCCCGAAAGCACUAUCUGCUGUCAUUAUUGCAACCAGAUGAUCCCAGGAAAUAAGUAUUUAUACCAUAUGGAUAAAUGCCAUGCCACCUCAGAGUCUGCAGAAUAUUUUCCAGUUGAAGAGAUGAGAAGUUCUUCUCCGUCCCUCUCAAGUCAGGCUGCUGAAGAUCAAACUUCCACCGCAGUGAAAGAUGUUCGCCCAAAGACAAAAAAUAUAAACAGAUUUCCUCUUCCUUCUGAAAAUUCAACAAAGAAAGCAGCGAGUGGCACAAACAAAACCCUGGAUCUGUCUCUGAGGCCCGAGCACAAGCCCUUGGUCGUGGACGACCCAGCCUACGACGUUCUGCACAGAUGUCCUCAGUGUGAUAUCCUCCUUCCCCUGCCGACCCUCAACCGACAUCAGGAGAAAUGCUGGUGGUUAGCUUCGUGGAGAAAAAAGCAAGGCAGAAGCUCCAGCUAG